AUGUCGAGCCCCACCACCCGCCCAGCUAUGACCCGACCUCGUCUCGACUCCUCCAGGAAGAGCAGCUCGUACCUGCAGGAGUUCCAGCAGUACCGGCCGCCCAACAAGCCCGAGAGCCACUUUGGCAUCGACACCGUCGUCGAGGAUGUCCCUGGAGCUCCUGCGUCGUCUGCGGCCACGCCCCCCAACUCCACGUCCCCUCUCUACUACAGGGGCGUCCCCUCGGCCGACAAUCCUCCCAAGGUCGUCGACGGCCUGAGCCACGACCUCUCGCAUCCCAACUGCGCCCCACCCCGGGGACAGUCGUCAAGCAGGCUGAUCGCGACGCUCUUCUACAAGACCAAGUCGCAGCGCGUCUCGAACAAUGCCGUGCCCUCGCCCCAGAAGCCCUCGUCGCCCCAACCCGGUGCGGUGAUAUCUGAAGGGUCUGACAUCCCCGCCAAUAUGGCCCCUACGACCGACCCCUCGACCUUCCCCCUCGAGCCGCCCGCCGCCGAGCCCGAACCCCUCGACCACCUCUACGGCUCGUAUAUCUCGCCGCUGUGCAUCACCUCGUUCCUGCACCUCACAUCCAGCUUUCCGCUGCCGCCAGGGUCCGACAACAUGACCUCGGCGCACAGGUGCCUCGACAGCUCGGAGCACCCCCUCGUGGUGGAGCUCACGCUCUCGCCCGCGCCCGCGCCGUCGUAUCUGUCGCUCGCGGACUUGCGCAAGCACGAGCUCAUCUAUCGUUUCGAGCGCGAGUGGAACGUCGACGUGGCGCUGCAGCCCGACCUGCUCUGGCGGCGCCAUCCACGCCUGGUGGUGUUCGAUAUGGACUCGACACUGAUCACGCAAGAGGUCAUCGACUUGCUGGCAGCGACGAUCCGCGACCCGCCUGACCUGGCGGCCAAGGUGGCGGACAUCACGCACCGGGCCAUGCUGGGCGAGCUGCAGUUUGAGAGCGCGUUCCGCGAGAGGGUGGCGCUGCUGAAGGGGUUGUCCGAGACCAUCUUCACGGAGCUGAGGGCGGUGCUGGACGUGACCAAGGGCGUACGGCCGCUGCUCAAGGCGCUGAAGAGGCUGGGGGUGCGCACGGCGGUGCUGAGCGGGGGCUUCCAGCCGCUGACGAGCUGGCUGGCGUCGGAGCUGGGGAUUGACCACGCGCACGCGAAUGAGGUGGUGAUAGAGGGCGGGCGGCUGACGGGCGAGGUCAAGGGCACGAUUGUCGGGCGGGAGAGGAAGGCAGAGCUGCUGCAGGAGAUUGCCAAGAAGGAUGGCAUCGACCUGCGCCAGGUGGUGGCUGUGGGAGACGGGGCCAAUGACCUGAAGAUGAUGGCGACUGCGGGCCUGGGCGUGGCGUGGAACGCGAAGCCCAGGGUGCAGAUGGAGGCCGGGGCGAGGCUGAACGGGGAGAGCCUGUUGGAUCUGCUCUAUCUCUUUGGAUUCACAAGGGAGGAGAUCGAUACGCUGACUGCAUAAGGGAGGACAAGGCCCCUUAACUCGGGCGUCUUUGCACAGGAAGCAAGCAUUCAAGCUCUUGUUUCUUUCUCUUUUCUUUCAAAAGACUUUCAGACUUGGGCCGUCUCUCUGUACCGCACUAAUACUGAAAUAUGUAUGCCAUGCAUACAGUCUACAUACUUACCCUUGUUGCUAAGAGUAGUUGUAAAGAUAGCACCAGCACCAGCACCAGCACCAGCAGCACCAGCGGUAAGGUCCAACGGCAUUCAUUGAUAUAUGAGGACGA
Molecule: messenger RNA, 1726 nt
Organism: Cryphonectria parasitica EP155
Lineage: Eukaryota; Fungi; Ascomycota; Sordariomycetes; Diaporthales; Cryphonectriaceae
Product: phosphoserine phosphatase serb
Exons: 1
Coding region: 1-1461 (486 amino acids)
Biological process (GO): L-serine biosynthetic process; dephosphorylation
Cellular component (GO): cytoplasm
Molecular function (GO): L-phosphoserine phosphatase activity; magnesium ion binding
Source: RefSeq, a predicted model, not a curated record